AGGUACACCAAGCAGUGCUCUUGAAACCUAACAGACUUAUUGUAGCAUCUGCGGUGAUGGACCCCACGCUCUCUUUAAGAGGCCGCUGUGGAAUGUGCAAGUAUCACCAAAAGCGCCUAACGCUCGACUAUAGCGUUCAAAUAUAAAUCCGCGAUGUCGGAGACUUUUUAAGCUGGGCAUGCUCAAAUCUAGCUGUCCUUUAUGGAGCUGAGGUAAACAUGGCCCGCGAGGCCCCUUCCAACUCGAUUGGGUUACUCAACAACUUUGGGUGCUGGAUUGCCGCGGGCGACUCCUUUUGAAACGGGCUCAGAAAGCAAUUGUUUUAGGAUUACCUUGUCUGGUGCAGUUGGCUUCCAAGCCUCUUUCCCCCCCCCCCUUCCCUGGGUUGACUUCACCCUUUGCGCUGGAAGGGGAGCGUUCGUCGCGAACUGGAGGGAUUCCCCCUUACCUAGUGGGCAGGCUUUGGCGGCCACAGCAGGCGGAGUCUCCUCCUCUCCUUCGGCGGAUGCCCGCAGCUUCUCUGACCAAUUCGGUUCCAGCCUAGGCCGAGCGCCGACUUAGGGAGAGCUCCCCCGCCCUCUCUCCGGUCUUCUCCAGACGAGGCUCCGCACCCUACCUUUGCAGACCCGCCUGAACAGCCGAGUGAGGAAGGAAGGACCUGCCGCCAAGAAGCUCAGGCUGGUGGGAGGACGAGGAAGGAAAGCCAGGGCGCUGCGGCGCAAGCGGCUCCAGCCACGCUGGAGUUCAGCGAAAGACCAGUAGCCCGGCGGGCACGGGUCUCCAUAGGUCGGGAUCGACUUGAAGGCAGUCCAUUUCCAUUUUACUAUCCUGGUAAAUGGUCCAGACAUCACUGAACAUGGGUUAAUUACAGAUUCUGGAAUUUGGAACUACAAAUUCUAUCUGUCAGUCAUGAAACGGAUCAUACUUGCAAUUCUCCUGGCUGCUGGAGUGAUGUAUGUUGUGCUACUCUGUAACCUGUGGAGGACAAGCAACUAUUGGUUUCCCCCUACAGAUGCAGACAGAAAAGGGCAACUAAUAGGUUGCACUUUCAAAGCUGCCAUUUCAUCUUUAAUAAAGGGGGAUAAUUUCUAUCCUUUUCUGUGCAUUAAUAAUUUUAUAAAAGUGUCUUGGGACCAUGGAAGUCACAAGCUUGACCUACCAUAUGGAAUUAGAGGAGCAGAAAGGUAUUUUCAUCUGGCACUUUCAAGACUGAAAAACUGUGAUUUAUUCACUGAAGAUGAUGGUCCAUCCUGUAAAAAAUGUGUUGUUGUUGGCAAUGGAGGCAUCCUUCGAAACAAGAGUCUGGGGGAGACAAUUGAUUCCUACGAUGUGGUAAUUAGAAUGAAUAACGGACCUGUUUUAGGCUAUGAAGAAGAUGUUGGAAGGAAGACAACGUUCCGUCUCUUUUAUCCCGAGUCUGUUUUUCCAGAUACAAUUCACUAUGACCCUAACACAACUGCAGUCCUCGUUGUCUUCAAGACCCCUGACUUAAAAUGGCUUUGGGAUCUGUUAAGUGGCCAGCAUUUAAUAAGAACAAAUGCCUUUUGGAAAAAACCAGCAACACAAAUGAUAUAUAAAGCCAACCAAAUCAGAAUCCUUGAUCCAACCAUUAUUAAGAAAACAGCAUACGAGUUCCUGCACUUACCCACAGCGCUCUCCAAGCACGAAAAACCCAAGCAUCCUACAACAGGGUUAAUUGCCAUUGCUUUUGCAUUUCAUAUAUGCAGUGAAGUUCACCUGGCAGGCUUCAAGUAUAAUUUUGAGGACCGAAACAGUUCUUUGCACUAUUAUGGUGAUGACACCAUGUCUCUGAUGAUUCAGAGUGAAUACCAUGACAUUUCUGCUGAACAAAGGUUUCUGAAGGAACUUGUGGACCGGAGCAUUGUGGUCAAUCUCACAGAAGAAUAAAUUAUGGAAGAGUAAUCGCUAUUCUCCACAAGACUGAUUGGGGGUGGGGUGGGGGGCUCUUUUUUCUAAAUUUGGACUCUUAUUUUUUUAAAGUGUUUAUAGCUAUUUGCCAAGAUAUUUAAGAAGAGACUUGUGAAAGCCAUGCUAUGCAUAUCCUCCAAGUGUAGCAAAUGCAGAAGAAUGCCUCUGCCUGGUUGAUAUUAGACCAGCAACCAAACACCCCAGUUAAUUGACACAAGUGGAUUUUAUAACAGAAGAAACAACCUUCAGCUAACAGUGGAGAUGUAUAAAAAGGGUACUGUUUUUAUUAACAAGAAAACGGUGUUUUCAGUUGCUGUUUUUUUCUUCUUCACGCUCUCCACCCACCCACCCCGUUUGCAUUUCCCAUGUGAUCACUUAUCACCAUCCUAGACCUUCAGAGGUCUACAUUUUGGAUGUGGGGAGUAUACAAAGUCCUCUGUCAAAUGUGAACAUGAGUGAAAAUGAGGGAGCUUAAAAGAGAAAUUAAAGUGUGGUGGGGCCCAUGAAUGAAUCUUCAUUCAAUUACAGGACACUUGACAUGCUGGAAGUAGUUUACGUUAUGGUUGAUUCAGUUUAGAAGACAGCUACAAGCACUGGCUUUUUUAAGGAGCUAAUGCAAACAUUCCUUAAGGAGCUACUCAAUACUUAUGAUAGAGACAGCAAAUAUAAUGGUCCACUCACAGCAUUGUUGCUUGCUGUAUACUUAAUAUGUGAGUAAUAUGGGAGGCCCGAGGUUGAUCAUCUUAUUUUCAUUGGUACUGUUAAAAUUUUGUUUGAGAGAUGAGCCUUUUUAAUUAUGGUACUACUGGUGAAGCUAAAACAGUUGCUCAGCUCUGAAAUUCCUACGUCUCAAAACAGGAAACAUAUUUUUCUACAUGAGGUAAUUCAUCUGUCUCCAAGAUACUGCAGUGGAUGCUUACAAUGUAACCUGGAGACCAAUGGUGCAUCUUCUGAAUGCUUCCAGAACUGAAGUUGUUUGUUCCAAACAGUCAGUGGUUCAGGAUUCUCUUAAAUCAUCAUAAGAAGCCAUAAAUCAAAAUUUCUGAACUACAGUACUGCAUGUGAUCUGAAAGGUAAUAAAUGUUGAGGGGUUAUGCAAGUAUGUGACAACCCUUUUCUGCUGUUCAUUUUUAGAUUAGUUGAGCAAAUACGUGACACCCUUUUGUUUUGUUUUGUUUUAAUUUCCUGCACUGUUAAGUUUCAAACGUGAUGUUGGGGUCUUUGCCUAUGAGGAAAGUCUUAAUAGCUGAGCUGCUCUUUAAAUGAUGCACAUUGUUGGUGAUUUCACUUUCACAGUUUACCAAAAACUGGCCGGAAAAUUUCAGAGAUAUCUAAGUGAAUGAACAAAGCUCACUUUACAGGCUUUCCCCUGAUGUGCCCUCUAUUUGCUUAACAGCUUUAAAGCAGGGAGAAGAAGAAGCUCAACAAAUGGUGGCCCUCCCCUGCCUGAUACCUGCCACUUAGUAUAGUAGGGCUGGAAACCAGACAGGUGCAACUCAACACGGGGGGUGGUGGCAGAGCUUCACCACCUAAUUGCUGACUGUUUUCCAGUUGUUAAGGGCUGAGGAGCCCUACUAAGAAAAAAAGAGUUGGCAAUCCUUGCAGGGAGUGUAACAUAUGUCUCUAAUUUUUGUGUGUGUUUGCACUAUUUAUCAACACUGCACAUGAAGCUUUUUCUUUAUAUGAAGAUAAAGUGAGAGCCAACGCUUCAUCUCCUUGCCUUCUGGCAUGUUGGGCUGCUGUCAGAGGUACAGACACAGUACCAGUAAAAACUGGUGGCACACCUAGAGCUGAUUAGCCUGUAAUUUUUCCAGCAGCAAAUCAGUUAAGUAAGGCCUGAUAGAACUCUAGGAUCUUUACAGGGCCAUAUUCAGAGAAGCUAAAAGAGUAAAAAAUGCCCAUGUGAUUUUUGUGUGUGCUUGUGUGCACUUGCAAAAUCCCUGUUCUUUUUAAAAACACAAAUGUUAUGUUCGCCCUUAGAAAGCUCCUCUUGGUAGAUACAAAUUCUGUUUCCAAACUUGUAGCUUCUUCCACUGGACCCACUCAACAUCCUUUCACACCCAAAUACAAGUGUGUGCUCCCAAAUUGUCUAACCCAAAGAUCACAAUGAUUCUUCUCAAGGAAGAUGAUCCUAAGUUUCUGGGUCUAUUUGGUUUUGGUUUAAAAACCCUUUUUUCAUUAAUAAGACUUUUCAGAAAACAUUUAAGGUUUCUGCUUGAUAUUCUUCUAUAAGCUACUAGUUUCUUUGCAGUGUUUGUUUAAGGCCCCCUUUUAAUAUCAUUGUUUUAUACCUACUGUAUAUAGCUUUUGACUCUGAUUUAGCAGAUAGGAGCUGACAAAUGACAUAUGUGAUAAGGCAGUUAUCUGCCCUUGGAGUACUGACUGCUUUUCUCUGUUAAAAGAAAAAUAUUUUGAUCCCAUUAUGAUUUCUGUAUACACCCAACAGCCAGUAGAAAAAAAAUAUAUACAGACAUUGACCCUGUGUGUGUGUGUGUUUAUGUAUAUUUUAGGUGAUUAAUGGAAUCCUUCUAGGGAUCCAGAGCAAGCUUGAGUGAAGUUCUGUUUGUUGCUUUCAAAACUGUCUUACACACACACACAGACACACACAGACACACAUAUAUUGUGUGUGUGUGUGUGUGUGUGUGUGUGUGUGUGUGUGUGUGUGUGUGUGUGUGUGUGUAUAUAUAUAUAUAUAUAUAUGAGAAUUCUCUCAUUGACUUGUAUCUGGAAUAGUCCUUCCCAUCUGUAAAAAGUGAACAAAAAUAAUAACAAAUGAACAAUUGUACUGUAUAGCCAGUUUGCAAAGAUAUAAAUGAGUGCAUUUAUACAUCUAAAAGCUGGCAUUCAUUUAGGAUAUGUUUGUAAACCCGUAUGUUGGUUGAUGAUUACUUUGAUUUGUCUUUCACAAAUAUACCUGUUCUUCUGUAAGGCCUCAGGUUUCUCAACUCUUUUUCAGGCCACUCUGUUCAAUUCCACUUUUAUUCUGAUACUGUUGUGUGAAGUCCCGGGGCAGACUCCAAGGGAACUCUGGGUAAAAUACAGUUGUGGAGGAGCUCCCCUGUUGCUGGGCAUUGAUAGACUGAUCAGGCAAUGGUAUCAGCCAGUCAAAGCAGCAUUCUCAGCAAUAAUGAAGCAGUCUUAUCACCAUUUUAAUAUACCACCAUGCCCUGGAGCAAUGCUAUGUCGAGGGCAUGGUGGGGAAUGUAUAUGACAGCUAGGCACCCAGGAUCCAGAGAUGGGGGGAAGCAUUCCCCCCCCAGCAAGGCAGGCAUCAGUGGUGGAUCCUGACAAGGUGCUGGGGUCCUGGCUGCUGCCCCUAUGGGUUCUACAACAGUGCUUGUGCGUAGCCAGUGUGACUGUGCAAGAUUUUGAUUUCUCCAGAUGCAAUGACACUUGAGGAGGUUUCCUUUCUUAGCACAUACUUCAUAGCAGGUGUGGGGACCCUUUGCCCCUCCAGAUGUUGCUGAACUACAACUCCCACCACCCCUGACAGUUGGCCAUGUUUGCUGGGACUGAUGGAUGUUGUAGUUCGGCAACAUCUGAAGGGCCAAAGGAUCCUCGCACCUCCUUCUUAGUUUUAAGUGAUUAACUGUAGUACUACUGUGAAAUCUAAAGUCCUGCAUCAAAAAACACCAUUUUAUUUAACUCAUCCCACUAUUUUAAAAGUGAAGUCCUUUGACUUUGCCAAGUGGUAUAUUGGGGUUAACUACUAUUCUUGAACUUCAUUUUUUCUCAGUUAGUAUAAUGAUUUAGGAGAAUACUGGAAUAUGAAAAUGGAUCAGAUUUACACAAAUGAUUUCAGUAUUUUGGUUCUGAUGUACUAAUAUCAAACUUGUGAAUAUCAAGCAGCAGGCAUAAUUGUGGCCUGAAAGAUAAGUUUAAAUAGUGUAAUUAUUACAUUAUUGUAGACCUUAAAUGUUUCUUUUGUAUCCCCCAAAGCCUUCUUACCUUUCUUACAAUUUAAAAUGUAGUAUUUUUAGUGUGUGUGUAUGUGUAAAUUCCUGUCUUGAUAAAUGAAAAUAUUGAUGACUUUUCAAUUUUGUUUCACCUGGAUGCAAAUUUUGAGACCCAUUGUUAUUUUUUGUUUAAAGUGGAAUUUUCAAUGUUGUAAAUAUAAAGAGACUUAUUUUUGUUAUAAUAAACACAUUAAAAUGC
Messenger RNA from Rhineura floridana, 6084 nucleotides. RefSeq names its product ST3 beta-galactoside alpha-2,3-sialyltransferase 6 (gene ST3GAL6). Gene Ontology annotation, molecular function: beta-galactoside alpha-2,3-sialyltransferase activity. Gene Ontology annotation, biological process: glycolipid biosynthetic process. The record is from RefSeq and is a predicted model, not a curated record. The transcript has 11 exons. Lineage: Eukaryota; Metazoa; Chordata; Lepidosauria; Squamata; Rhineuridae. Bases 910 to 1908 code for a protein of 332 amino acids.